Sabethes cyaneus is the source of this 3083-nucleotide messenger RNA. Its product is annotated as ATP-binding cassette sub-family G member 4. The record is from RefSeq and is a predicted model, not a curated record. Gene Ontology annotation, molecular function: ATP binding; ATP hydrolysis activity; ABC-type transporter activity. Gene Ontology annotation, cellular component: plasma membrane. NCBI's taxonomy places the organism in Eukaryota, Metazoa, Arthropoda, Insecta, Diptera, Culicidae. The coding region runs from base 480 to 2579 and encodes 699 amino acids. The transcript has 7 exons.
ACGCAUUCAGUCGUUCUCCGAACAGCAGUGUCUGCAGGCUGUUCCGUAGUUUCUUUCUGCCGUCUAAUUGUGGUCCAUUUGAACAAGGGAAGAAUAACUACCAGAUACAGAAGGUCGUGCGCCUGUGGAUUUGGAUGAGUCAAGUACCUGUUCUCGUGUAUAUUAUGCAUUAGAAUCACAUUACUACUCACCUUCAUCUAAUGUGUAGUGUAUGAUUAUUCGAAGACUGUAAUCAUUUGAAGCAAAACCAUUGCCAGUCUGUGCGCAUGAUUUUUAUGUUCAUUGCUUGAGUGUUGAGAUAUGAAUUGCAGUAAGUCGCAAAGCGACCGAAGAAAGGUGUAGAUAAUUGAAAUCGAAAUCAUUGCGUUCAUAUAGUACACACAUAUAGUGAAUCGCUAGUAAAGGAAAAAACUGGCUUCAAUCUCAGAAAGUGAAAGAAAACAAGAAAUAGGUGUCCGCGAGAAGAGAAAAGAGUAACCAUGUCGGAAGCGAACGAAAGUGGCAGUUGCAGUGUAACUAAUAAUUUACUCGACGACAAUAGGAAAAAUGGCACGGUCCGUGUGCAGAUUGUGCCUUCACAGCCCAAAACGCUGUCCCAUUUGCCAACGCGUCCGGCCGUGGAUUUGGCCUUCCAUAAUCUGAACUACCGGGUAAAGGAAGGACGUCGCAACAAUGUGAAGACCAUUCUGAAGGAAGUCAGCGGCAGACUGCGGUCGGGCGAGCUGACGGCCAUCAUGGGACCUUCAGGUGCGGGAAAAAGCACGUUGCUAAACAUUCUCACCGGCUACAAAACCACAAACAUCGAAGGAUCGAUCACUAUGAACGGAAAGGAGCGUAACCUUAGCCAGUUUCGCAAACUGUCGGCGUACAUAAUGCAGGACAACCAGUUGCAUGCCAAUCUGACUGUGGAAGAAGCAAUGCACGUAGCCACCAGUUUGAAGUUGAGUCAACGAAUCGAAAAAAGCGAAAAACUGCAUGUGAUUAAGGAAAUUUUGGAAACCCUUGGACUGGACGAACAUCGAGCGACGUUGACUAGGAAUCUCUCCGGAGGGCAACAAAAACGUCUUUCAAUCGCGUUAGAGUUGGUCAACAAUCCUCCAAUUAUGUUUUUCGAUGAACCGACAUCCGGUCUAGAUUCAUCGACCUGUUUCCAGUGUGUCAGUUUGCUGAAGUUCCUCGCUCGAGGCGGACGCACUAUAAUCUGUACGAUCCAUCAACCUUCGGCUCGUCUGUUCGAAAUGUUUGACCAACUGUACACACUUGCCGAUGGGCAGUGUGUCUAUCAGGGAAACACCAAACAGCUGGUGCCAUUCCUUGGAACUCUCGAUUUGGAGUGUCCGUCCUAUCACAAUCCGGCCAGCUAUAUUAUUGAAGUUGCCUGCGGUGAACACGGCGAUCACACACGCAAACUAGUAAAUGCAAUCGACAACGGCAAACGAGACGUCCGCGGGGAAAAUGAUUUCCCAGCAUUGAAAAACAAGAAAAAUGAAAACGGCAACGUUAAUGCAAAUUUGAAAUCGAACUACGACAAGCUAAAUGGUAACAGUAACAAAUAUGCCGAAAAUUUGAGCCUUGGAGGUAACGGGUUGCUUCCACCGUCAAUGGUUAAUGACAUUGCGAAGGAAACCACAACAGAGACUGUCAAGAUUAGCGUUGAGCCGGAAAAGGAACCGGAAGUCAACACCGCACUGCUGCCCGUGGAUGGACAAAUCGAUGCUGGUCUUUCGCCCGAACGGUACCCAACCUCCGAAUUUCAUCAGUUCUGGGUGGUGCUGAAACGGACACUGCUGUUCAGUAGACGUGACUGGACACUCAUGUAUCUUCGUCUGUUCGCUCACAUUUUGGUUGGUUUCUUGAUCGGUGCGCUGUACUACGACAUCGGUAACGACGGUGCCAAGGUGCUUAGCAACCUGGGAUUCCUGUUCUUCAACAUGCUGUUCUUGAUGUACACUUCCAUGACGAUAACCAUUCUAUCAUUCCCACUCGAGAUGCCAGUUCUGCUGAAAGAAAAUUUCAAUCGUUGGUAUUCACUGAGAUCGUACUACCUAGCAAUCACAGUUUCGGACAUUCCAUUCCAAGCGAUAUUUUGCGUAUUCUACGUGUCGAUAGUCUACUACUUUACAUCGCAGCCACUUGAAUGGUUCCGUUUUUCAAUGUUUUUGGGCUCCUGUUUGCUGAUUUCGUUCGUCGCUCAAAGUGUGGGUUUGGUCGUCGGUGCUGCAAUGAACGUACAGAAUGGCGUCUUUUUGGCUCCCGUCAUGUCCGUGCCUUUCCUGUUGUUCUCCGGAUUUUUCGUUUCAUUCGACGCCAUUCCAAUCUAUCUCCGAUGGAUCACAUAUCUGUCCUACAUUCGCUAUGGAUUCGAGGGAACUGCACUGGCCACCUACUCGUAUGGUCGUGAAAAACUGAAGUGUCAUCAAGUGUAUUGCCACUUUAAAUCGCCGACAACUACCCUGGAAGAGUUGGACAUGUUGGAUGCUAAUUUCACACUGGACAUUGUUGCACUGGUGGUCAUCUUUGUUGUGCUUAGAGUUGCCGCAUUCCUGUUUUUGCGAUGGAAGCUCAAAACCACUAGAUAAAACCUGUAUCUAGCCGGCUUUGUACAGUUAACUGCAUUGCCUGAUUCAAAGUUAUUACUCGAGAAUAGUUUUAUUUUUAUAGUUCAGGGGUUUAGAGUAAAAUUUAGACACGAUUGGACUAAGAAUCACUUUGCGAUGCCGGGUGAAGUAUCCACCAAGCCAAAUUUUGUGCGACACAAAAUUGGUAACAUGACCUUAGAUAGCUAUGUACUCUUUACAAUGAAACGUGAUAGCACCGCUGGAUGUGAUGGUAAAAUCAGCAAAAAUUAACCACAUGAACGAGUAAAAGCUAAACUACAAAACUCGAUACCGUACAUAUAAGCAAAUAUUUCAAUUAAACUAACAAUAACUAAAGGGACUACGGAUUUGUAUACAAAAUAAGAUUUACAAUAACGAAAAAUCAGGAAUUCGUGGAGUUUUUAGCGUUUUUACAAGUUAUAACACUUUUCAGAACGAUACUAUUGUGAUACUUUUCAAAUUGAAGAUAAAAAUCCAAUAAAAACG